CUUUUAGUAUAUUGUUAUCUUUCAAACAAGAAAUCCCUUUGGAAUAUAAAUUGGUUUCUUUUCUCACAAUCUUCAUCAGUGAAGUUUUAACCCGAGUCGGAAAUGGUGGGAGCAAUAUUAGUGGCCUUCGUGUGUCUGCAGGUCAGUCUGGUGCUUGGAGCUUGCCCACACAUUAUAACAAGGGCUCAAUGGGGUGCCCGUCACCCAACUAGCACCCCGACGCAUUUAGCCGGCGCUGUCCAUUAUGCCUUCAUCCAUCAUUCAGCAGGCGCGGAGUGCCACGACAGAGCGUCAUGUCAAGCUCAAGUAAAGGGUUUUCAAAAUUACCACAUGGACACACACGGUUGGUCUGACAUUGGCUACACUUUUAUUAUUGGAGGCGAUGGCUCAGUCUUUGAAGGUCGAGGCUGGAAUGUUGUAGGCGCUCACACACUUGGUUAUAACAGUGUUGGAUACGGUUUUUGUUUCAUCGGUACUUUCACCAGCCACCUACCCACCGCUGCUGCACAACAAGCUGUGAAAGACUUGAUAGCAUGUGGUGUUACGGAGGGAAAGAUCCAGCACAAUUACGUCUUGAGAGGUCACCGUGACGUAGGCAGCACUGAAUGUCCAGGCACGGCCUUCUGGCACCAUAUCAAGACCUGGCCACAUUACUGAUUGGACUUUUCUUCUCUAAGGGGAUUAUACAAAAUAAAGAUUUAGUGAAUGUCUC
Messenger RNA from Biomphalaria glabrata, 712 nucleotides. RefSeq names its product peptidoglycan-recognition protein SC2-like. The coding region runs from base 103 to 657 and encodes 184 amino acids. Gene Ontology annotation, biological process: innate immune response; peptidoglycan catabolic process. The transcript has 4 exons. The record is from RefSeq and is a predicted model, not a curated record. NCBI's taxonomy places the organism in Eukaryota, Metazoa, Mollusca, Gastropoda, Planorbidae. Gene Ontology annotation, molecular function: zinc ion binding; peptidoglycan binding; N-acetylmuramoyl-L-alanine amidase activity.